GUCUUCGUUUCCUUGGUCGUUGCUCGUUUUACUCAACAGGAGAAAAUCGCUGCUUUGGAAGAUGAAUCUGCCCUGCUCACCGGCAAGGACAACAAAAAGGAACGCGCAGCCAAGGGGACGCUAGGUUUGGACGAUCACAUGUGGGAGACCUCGAUGGAGGAUGAAGUGGAUAGGAAAGAAAUCGCCGACUUGAAGAGUCAGCAGCGUUACGUGGACGCCUGCAAGAUUGGCAAAGGCCUCGA
Durusdinium trenchii is the source of this 242-nucleotide messenger RNA. Lineage: Eukaryota; Dinophyceae; Suessiales; Symbiodiniaceae. The record is from the annotation of a GenBank genome assembly.